AUGUCCUCCAUCCCUGCGGCCCAAGCCGUUCAUUUUAAUGCAUGCCCCCCUCCUCCCUUUGUUAAUUUUGACCCACCCGCCCCCAGUCAAUCACCACCCCUCCCCCGAACAUACACGGAGCUCACGGCAGAAAGCUCUCAUGGAAGCCACUCUGUAAUUUUAAAGGAGGUCCUAACUAAAUUAGAAAUGGUGCUGCAGCAAAACGACACCAUUCUCAGAAUACUCCAGCACCAGGCUACUCCUCCAGGCUUGGAGGAAGCCAUUGACCUGCCACUUGCAGACCUCCCGCAGCUGUUGGCAAUGGAGGACAAGCUUGGCUCACCAGAGUUCCGCUGUUCACUGACUAACUACCUAGGGACAAUCGGGGGCACCAACGUCCAGGACACGACUUCCCGCAUAUUAAAAAAAAUUCUGAGCCAUUCACUGGCCCAGAAAAUGAAUUGGAGGGGGGUCAACGGCAAGACUGCCCUGGCCACCCUGCAUUUGCGCAAGGUUGUCGUCGGUGCUGUGCGUAAAAACCCGAUUAUAGGGUUUACAACCGAGGCAGAGGUGGAGGACAAGAUGAAAAGAUGGCUCCAACUGAGUGCAGACAGGGAGGGGGGUAGAAAGAGAAGGCUGCUUGCUAAGGAGGGAUUAGGGCUGUAA
This is a messenger RNA of Knipowitschia caucasica, 645 nucleotides long. The record is from the annotation of a GenBank genome assembly. Lineage: Eukaryota; Metazoa; Chordata; Actinopteri; Gobiiformes; Gobiidae.